AUGGACGAGGGCCCUGUGCUCGGCGAGUUGUCCAGUCCCGAAGACGAGAUGGUGCCGGACCUGUUCGCAUCUGAGAGCGUGGCCCUGAAGGCCCCGGCGGCGGUCAAGCGCGAGGCGGACGAGUUCCAGGUCUUCAAAGACGCCUACCUGAGCGCCGCCGACCCCCAAGAGCCCCUCCUGCGGGCGCUCACCGCCCCGCCGGGCGCCGACGGCAAGGGCAAGGUGGAGCUGGAGGAUGAGCGCAACCACCAGGAGGUCCUCGCCGAGUACCCGGGUCUCCCCGAGCUCAGCCCGAUGGAGGACGCCCUGCUCGCCCGGGCCCCGCCGCCCGCCUACAACGUCCACUUCCUGUCCUCGCUGCUGGCCCCGCACAGGAGCCCCGCCGUCGUGCCCCUGGGCACCUGGCCGAGGGAAGGGGCCGCCCACCCCGGCGUCCGCGUGAUUCCAGUUGAAAUAAAGGAAGCAGGUGGUACGAUUACCAGCAACAACCUGGAGGAGACAACCUUUCCGAAUCCUCAUACCCAGGAAUCCUGUUGCAAGUUCCCAUCGUCACACGAACCCGAGGGCGCCUCCGACUGUUCCCACAAGGACUCGAAUCCCAUGGUGAUUUGUCAGUUGAAAGGGGGCACACAGAUGCUGUGCAUAGACCAUUCCGGCACCAGAGAACUAAAAGGCCUACACCUGGUUCCUCAGUAUCAAGACCCAAAUAAUUAUCUACAGUCAGAAGUCCCUAAACCAAUGACUACUUUAGUAGGAAGAUUUUUGCCGGUACCAGCAAAAUUAAAUCUCAUUACUCAACAACUGGAGAACGGACCCUUACCACCCGUGGUUAAUGGAUCAACUCUGCCAGGACCACCAAAAUUGACUCUGGCUGGGUACUGUGACUGCUUUGCCAGCGGUGACUUUUGCAACAACUGCAAUUGCAAUAAUUGUUGCAACAACUUACGUCAUGAAAUUGAACGGUUUAAGGCCAUCAAGGCAUGUCUUGAUAGAAAUCCAGAAGCAUUCCAACCAAAAAUCGGGACAGGGAAACCAGGAGACGGGAAGCCUCGCCAUACCAAAGGCUGCAACUGCCGGAGGUCGGGCUGCCUCAAGAAUUACUGUGAGUGCUUCGAGGCCAAAAUCAUGUGUUCUUCUAUUUGCAAAUGCAUUGGUUGCAAAAAUUACGAAGAAAGCCCAGAACGAAAAACGCUAAUGAGCCUGCCGAGCUCCAUGGAAACUGGAGGACCGGACGGGGGCCAUCCGUCAUCACCAGCCAGAUUCUCAGCACUACCCAAAUCCAGAAAAGAUCGGCAGUCCUUCACGUGCAUCUCCUGGGAGGUGGUGGAGGCCACCUGCGCCUGCCUGCUGGCUCAAGGCGAGGAGGCGGAGAGGGAGCACUGCCCGGAGUGCCUGGCCGAGCAGCGGAUCCUGGAGGAGUUUGGGAGGUGCCUGUCACAGAUUCUCCACAUCGAGUUCAAGUCCAAAGGGCUGAAAAUUGAGUAG
Trichechus manatus latirostris (Florida manatee) is the source of this 1485-nucleotide messenger RNA. RefSeq names its product testis expressed metallothionein like protein (gene TESMIN). Gene Ontology annotation, cellular component: nucleus. The record is from RefSeq and is a predicted model, not a curated record. The coding region runs from base 1 to 1485 and encodes 494 amino acids. Gene Ontology annotation, biological process: regulation of DNA-templated transcription. The transcript has 9 exons. Lineage: Eukaryota; Metazoa; Chordata; Mammalia; Sirenia; Trichechidae.